AUGAGGAAAGCUGCUGUGACAUUUGAUGACAUCACAUUGUAUUUGCUUCAGGAGGAAUGGAUGCUGCUAAGUCAGCCACAGAAUAUCUGUGGUUCUGACAAGCUGGUGGCACCACUGGGACUGACUACUGACAGCCCACAGCUGUUCCGUAAGUUUGAGCAAGGAGCAGAGCCAUGGCUUGGAAAUGUUUGGGGCCAGAGGAGUGUCAUGAUGUGUCACCCAAGGAAAAGCAAGAUGGAUUACAUGGAAGAACUAGAUGUGCACGGUGCAGCCCAAGAGACUGGACAGGGUUUGCCACCCCAGAAGAAAGCCUGUCUAUCAUGCUUCCGUGCUGAGAGUGGCGCCCUGGAGAUCAAGUGCACAGGAAAGAGCCAGUGGCCAGUGAAGGCCCAGUCCAUCCAGAAGUCGUGGUUUGCUCAGUUUCCAUGGUUGGUCAUGAAUGAGGAGCGGACGGCUCUGUUCAGUUCUGCUUGCCAGGAAUACCCAUAUGUCAGGGACAAACGAUCAAGGUUAACUGAAGGUUAUACGGGACCGUUCAAGGUGGAGACCCUCAAAUACCAUGCCAAGAGCAAGGCUCACCUGUACUGUGUCAGUGCCUACUGCAGGGGACCUGUUUGGGCAGCCUGUUUCCAGAGUGUCAGAGACACACCUGGAGAGGUGCUGACCAGCCCCGUGUGCCUCUUCCCUGCUGACUAUCCCACGUUGUACCUUCCCGGGCCUCUGGGAGACUACAGUGAUGUGGCCAGGCUCUUGCCAAGCUCUAGAACCGAGCUGGGGGACCCUGCAGUUUAUCUAGAUUGCAUCUCAGAGUUGAGGCAAAAGGACAUCGCUGAUGACAUCCACACAUCCUCAACCAUUAACAUUUUGUUUGAUGACUCUGCCAAAUUCAGUCAGGUCCUUUCUGAAGAGGGGCUCUUUGAGGAGGUUCCCAUGGUGUUUGAGGAGGUUGCAGUGUAUUUCAGCCGGGAGAAGUGGCGCUUGCUAGAUAAACAGCAGAAGGAACUGUACAGAGACGCGAUGCGGAUGAAUUAUGACCUGUUGGCGUCGCUGGGGUUCUUGGCAGCAAAACCAACCCCAGUUUUCUCCAAAGGCAAAAAGAAGAUGGUGGCAGUAAGAGAGGUAGAAACAAUGGCCUCAACUAUAGAAUCUGCACUGCUUCCAGCUCCUUCUAUGGACACAUGUGCCUCUUACCGCAACCCCAGCAUUUGUGACAUACAAGGAGACGGACCUAGGCAAAUGAGGAGGACACACUGACCUUGUUCAAUUCAGAGAGCUUGGUUUGGACAGUUCCCAUGGCUAGUGAUUGACCCCAAAGAGACCAAGCUCUUCUGCUCAGCUUGUAAAGCAACCCAUGACAAAUCAUCCCGGUUAGUCAAAGGUUACACUGAGCCUUUCAAAGUAGAAACUUUAAAGUACCAUGAGGUCAGCAAAGCACACAAGCUCUGUGUCAGCACUACAGGGGUCAAUGAAGAUGCCCCUCAGGCUUCCCUAGUCCCCGAGAUCUCCAGUGACCUGAUGACCAACAUGGGGCACUUUUUGAAUGCUGCCUAUUCCAUUGCAUACCACUCAAGGCUAUUGAAUGACUUUGAGAAUAUCCUACAGCUUCUCCAAAGCACUGGAACCAUGAUUUUAGGCAAGUACUGAAAUCACACUGCAUGCACCCAGUUCAUCAAGUACAUCUCUGAGACCCUGAAGAAAGAGAUCCUGGAGGAUAUCCAAGACUCCCCUUGUGUGAGCAUGUUGCUGGAUAGCACCAUGGAUUCCUUUCACUAGUCAUGUGUGGGGAUUUAUAUCCGUUCCUUGAAGGACAUGGAGGUGAAAGAGUCUUACAUCACUUUGGCCCCUCCAUACAAUGAAACUGUGGAUGGGUAUUUUGAAAACAUCAUUUCUGCCCUGGAUGAAAUGGAUAUCCCUUUCUGGAAGCCUGGCUGGGUAGUGGGCCUGCUGAGUUGCAAAGGAGGCCUUGUGGAGAAGUUGCGAGAGGUCAUCCCCCAGCUGUUGCCUGUGCACUGUGUGGCUCACCAGCUCCACCUGGCUGUGGUCGAUGCAUGUGGAAGCAUUGACCUGGUGAGGAAGUGUGACCGGCACAUCCGGACUAUCUUCAAGUUCUAUCAGUCCUCAAACAAAAGGCUCCAUGAGCUGCAGGAGGGCGCGGCACUGCUCGAGCAGGAGAUCCUCUGCCUGAAAGACCUGAACGCUGUCAGGUGGGUGGCCAGCAAGAGGCGGACGCUGAAUGCACUCCUUGUAAGCUGGCCAGCACUGGCUCGGCACCUGCAGAGCGUGGCUGAUGCUGGAGGCCAGAUUGGGCACCGAGCCCAAGGCAUGCUGCGGCUGAUGAAGAACUUCCACCUCGUCAAGUUCUGCCACUUCCUCCUGGACUUCCUGAACAUCUACAGACCUUUAUCUGAGGUGUGCCAGAAAGUAGUCGUGCUGAUCACGGAGGUGAAUACCACACUGACAUGGGCCUGCGUGGCCCUGGAGACCCUCCUGCACCAGGCAGGGCCCAAGGAGGAGGAGUUCAAUGCCAGCUUUCAGGACAGGCAGCUGCAUGGCAUCCCUCUAGGCAGGAAGGAGGUGGUGGAGCAGUGGUUCCAGGCAGACAGGGAGAGAGUGGUCCUGACUGGGAUCAAGUGCCUACAGCGGAGAUUUGAUGCAGAUUGUCCUCCACAGUUCAAGAACAUGGAAGUGUUCGAUACCAUGGCCUGGCCAGAUGGGAUGGAACUUGUCAACUUUGGGAACGAUGACAUUCUUGCCCUUGCCAGGUAUUUUUCACUCUCAUUCCCCACGGGGUACAGUGAGGAAGCUUUGCUGGAGGAGUGGCUGUGCCUAAAGGCUGUGGCCAAGAACCUCCCCUUCUCCAUGCUGUGUAAGAACGUGCUUGCCCAGCACUGCCCCUUCCCCCUGCUGAGCAGGCUGGUGGCUGUGGUGGUGUGUGUGCCCAUGUCCACGUCCUGCUGUGAACGUGCAUUCCAUGCCAUGACCCAGAUCAGGACUGAUGAGAGGACCAAGCUCUCCAAUGUGGUAGUCAACAUGCUCAUGAUGACAGCUGUAAACGGGGUGGCAGUCACAGAGUAUGACCCACAGCCAACCAGCCAGCGCUGGUACCUGACCUCGUCUGACCACCGCUUCAGGCAUGUCUAUACCUGUGCCCAAGUGCCUUUGUGCUCGCACACUGGGAGUGAUCAGCAUGGAGAAGUCCAUGACCAGAAGGUGCCCACCCAGCCUCACAGGGAGCCGGCAGAACUGCAGAAGGAUUGCGCUAUGGUAUCACCCAGCAGGCUUGUGCAUCCCCCCAACAGCUGUGUCAACAGAGAGGGGCUGGAGCCAGAGCAGGCAUGCUAG
Messenger RNA from Orycteropus afer afer, 3342 nucleotides. Lineage: Eukaryota; Metazoa; Chordata; Mammalia; Tubulidentata; Orycteropodidae. The record is from RefSeq and is a predicted model, not a curated record.